AAAGAAUAGAGGGACGUAUAAAAGAGAUGCAUCUCCACUACAUCUUCAGUUCGUUCUGCUGUGAAUAAUUUUAAUCUACCGCAAAAAUGAAAAUGAUCAUCUUCGUUCUUUCUGCUUUGUUGGCCAUCGCUGCUGCCGCUCCCCAACAAGCGGAUAAGGAUGCAGUCAUCACAAAAUACGAAAGUGACAAUAUAGGAAUUGAUGGAUACAACUUCAAUUUUGACACGAGCAACGGCAUCUCCCAACAAGAAACCGGACAACUGGCCAACGCAGGAUCCGAUAAUGAAAUCAUGAAAGUUGCAGGAUCUUAUCAAUUCACAUGGAACGGGGUUACAUACACCGUAACUUACACUGCUGAUGAAAAUGGUUUCCAGGCCCAAGGAGACCACAUUCCUAAAUGAUAGAAUUCAGCCACGAUAUGUUUUCGCUUCAGUUUCUGAAGAAACUUUGUUUAUUUAUCUUGUAAAUAUAUUUUUCUAAAAAAAGGAAAUAAACCGAAAAUUUCAA
Leptinotarsa decemlineata (Colorado potato beetle) is the source of this 507-nucleotide messenger RNA. RefSeq names its product flexible cuticle protein 12. Gene Ontology annotation, molecular function: structural constituent of chitin-based larval cuticle. Lineage: Eukaryota; Metazoa; Arthropoda; Insecta; Coleoptera; Chrysomelidae. The record is from RefSeq and is a predicted model, not a curated record. Gene Ontology annotation, cellular component: chitin-based extracellular matrix.